Prorocentrum cordatum is the source of this 5718-nucleotide messenger RNA. The record is from the annotation of a GenBank genome assembly. Lineage: Eukaryota; Dinophyceae; Prorocentrales; Prorocentraceae.
AUGGGAUGGAACGGGCGCGAGUCUGUUGCCCUGGCGGCCACGCUGCACUCGGGGGACGUCGUGGAGAUCGAGCCGCUCGCGUUCUCGGACGCGUACUUCGACUGGUGGGUCACCAAGACCUUCGGCACCUACGGCUCCGCCAAGCCGGUCACCCUCCACUUCUGCACGGAGGUGGAUUGCAAGGAGCUCCCAGAGGACAAGGACGUUUUCCACGUCACGGCCUGGCGCGCAGUCACCGCGGCGAGCCUGGACAGCACGCUGCCACCGGCGCCCGGCGCUGCGGCAGGCGCUCCCGGAGGCGACAUGGACGACGACCUCCACGAGCUUGCCCAGGCGCUGGGGCUGGGGACGGCGGCAACCCCGGUUGGCGCGGGGGCCGCGGCCCGCGGCGCGGGCGCCCCAGGAGCGGCGGCUGGAGCGGCCUUCCCGCCGGCGGUGCCCGAGGCUGCUGGGGACGCGGGGCGCCCUCCGCAGGGCCAUCGUGGCUGCGGGGGGGCUGCCCUUCGCGCGCAGGACGCCCUCCGCGGGGCCGCGAUGGACGAGCCUGCGGCCGAGCGCCUCCACGCGCUCUUGGACCGCGCCCAGGUCCGCAGUGCGGCAGCGUUGGCGCGCGAGCCGCCUACGGCGGCCAUCGCAGCGCAGGACUUGUCCAGGCGGCUCCGCGCCGCCCUCAGGGAUCGCGUCCAGCGCGGCGGCGAUGCGCCUGCGUCGGCCUCAGGGCUCACCGGCAUCGAAGAGGUGUUCGAACGCGCUCCGGCGGGGGCCGAGGACACCGCGGCAGACCGCCGGCGGCAUCUGACGGUCGCGCAGGUCGCGGCCAGAUGCCCUGGAGUGCUGGCCCAGACCGCGCUCGAGAAGAUGCAGGUCUACUUCGCGGACCGCUUCCGGACCGCCGAGGGCGUCCCCGGGAAGCAGCUUCUCCCCGAGGUCGCCCGGAUGUACCUCCAGACCGUGGUCUUCGCCGCGCGCCCGGAGAGGGACAUCGGGCUGCGCACCAGCCGCGAGAUGCGCACGCUCACCCUCGCCAUCGGCCUCAUCGCGGGCGGCCACUUCCUGAAGGCUCUGGACGUCCUGACCCAGCGCUUCAAAGCGUUGGAGAUAGCCACGGACCAGGGCAACUGGAACCACGCCCGGUGGGUCGAGCUACUUCCCCCCGCCGACGUGUCGUCUUGGAGCCGCACGGACCUGCGGGAGGCGAUGCGGGAGCAGGACCUCGAGGUGCGGCUCGGGCUCGCUCCCGGUCCGAGCGGCGGCGGCCGGGCGAGCGGCGGCGGCACGGGCCGGCGGCGGUCGAGGCAGGAGUCGGAGCCCGAGGAGGUGAGCGCUGGCAGCCGCGGCGGCCCCGCCCGGGCGAGCCGCCCCGCGGCCAUUGCCGCCGCGGCGCCUGCUGACGGCCCCCCGGGCCGUGACGCCGUGACGCCUGGGGAGCCUCGCGGCCGUGACGCCGUGACGCCUGGCGGCUUCGGCGGCCCCGACGGCGAUUCCGGCGGCCUCGACGGCGUGCCGCUUACCUCGGACCCCGGGAGCCUGCACUGCAUCGAUGGCGUCUGCGUCGUCGUCGGUGGCCUUCCACAAUGGCGCAGGGACGACGGAGCCGUCUACGUGGGGCGGGGCGUGCCGCAUCUGGGCAUCUCCCGUUCCUGGUGGGCCGAUUUCCUGGAAGGCGCGAGCGGGCCCGCUGGGCGAGCAGUCAGGGCGGCCCACGGCGUGGAUGGGCUGGCAUCCCCCGGAAUCCUGCGCGGUGCAGCCCGCGAAGCGCUUUUGGGGCGCAUUCUGCGGGUCGGCACCGAGCGCGAACUCGAGCUGGUCCGGCGGGUCAUCACGACGUUCACGCUCGACCAGGGCACCGUGCAGCAUUUGGCCGGGGCCCCGGAGCUUCUGCCCGUCUCUCUACCCUCGCCGCCGGAUGCGUACCGCCGAGUGCGCGCCGCGCGAGUCGCCGACCAGGCACCGGCGUCGGAGGACCUCCUCGAGGCGGGGAUCUUCGCUUGGCUCUCCCUUGCCCUUGCCGCGACGAACUUCUUGUACACUGGUGGGCCCAGGCUGCUCACCAGGACGAUGGUGCACCCGAGGGCCUGGAGCGCGGCGCAGAGCCAGGCCGUUGGGCGCGUCCGGCGGCAGGUCACGAUGUGGGUCCGCGAGUCGCCGCCGCUGCAGCGCGGGUCUGUUAGUUCUCAGGCAGACCGGAGGGAAGGGGAGUACUGGGGGUGCCAGCUGGCGAGGCAGCUUCGAAACCUCGAAAGGCUGCUCGAUGGGCCAGCUCUGGCAGCGCUGCAAGAUCCAUCGCGGCUCCGAUUGGACGAGAGGGACGUCGAGGAGCCCCUGCCCACGGCCAAGGUGCUCGUGGAGUCCGACGCAGAAUAUUUCAAGAUUUGCGAGAAUCUGCACCGGCUCGGCGUGAUUGAGGCCGAGGUCCCCGACGAGACCUGGACUCACAAGGGGCGGCCCGUCCGCAAUGGGCUAUUCGGAGCCCAUAAGAAGUGGGUCGAGACCGAUCGCGGCAUCCAGCGCGUCUUGAGGCUGAUCGUCAACCUCGUGCCCACGAACGCUCUCCAGAGGCCUUUUGGUGGCGCUUCGAAGCGCAUGGGAUAUCCAGGGCUUUGGCCGCUGAUGACUAUUUUUGAGGAUGAGGUUGGAAUUUUCUAUUCGGAGGACCAGAAGGCCUGCUUCCAUCUAUAUGCGGUCCCGCGCCCGUGGCGCGGUGCUUUCGUCCUCGAGAAGAAGGUGCCUCGCUCGGCACUGGGGCUCAGCGGGAGCGGAGAAGUCCGACCUAGGCUUCGCGCGUGCCCCAUGGGCUGGGUCAGCGCCGUGGAUUUCAUCCAGGAGGCCCACGAGAAUCUCGUCGCCUCUCCGCCCCCACUCGGGGCCGGCAUCUCCCGGGACCUCCUCGUGCGGAUGGGGGCCCCAGCGCCCGCGACGGCCGGCGGGGCCCCCCGGAACUGGUACUCGGUUUACGUGGACAACUGGGACCAGGGGAAAGUCGUCCUCAAGACCGAGAUGGGGGACUACCUGUACAAGGCGUCCGGCGAGCAGCUCGCGCUGCGCGACGCCUAUGCGAACAUGGGGGUGCUUCGGGACCCGGCGAAGGCCGCGGAGGGCACGACGGUCUGGGAGAGUCUCGGCGCCCAGCUUCGCGGGGGGGACCGCCUCGCGGGGACAUCGGCAACGAGGCGCUCAGCGGUUUUAUCUUUGCUCCUUGAGGCCGUUACUGCUGAUGAUGUUUCUGGGGACGACCUCCUUCUCAUCAUCGGCAAGGUGUGCCACAUCCUCCAGUUCGCACGGCCUUACUUUGCGAUAUUCCAGGAGGUGUUCCACGAAGCCCGACGGGAGCGCCGCCGGGGCCCGAUCGGGCCCAUGGCGGGAGACGAGUUGAUACUCAUCGCGUGCCUGCUGCCGAUCGUCUGGGCGGACCUCGGGGCGACGAUUUCCGGGCAGGUCGUCGCGACGGACGCGUCGAGCGCUGGUGGAGGGGCCUGCGUCUCCACUGGGCUGUCGCCGAAAGGCGUGCGGCGCCUCCAGGUACUUCGACAUGGCGCAGGCCCCGCGCGCUCAGAUGUGCUUCUCGUCUUGGACUUCGAUUGCAUGGGCGCUGCAUGCGCGGCCAUGGAGUUGCUUCGAGUCGUGCCUUGCGGCGUCAUUGCCGUUGAGGGUGCAGCCCUGGAAGAUUCUCUGCGCCUUGCGACGUGGCUUCGGGAGGACCCAGGUUGGGCCGUCUUCGACCUCUUUGGCAGCAUAUCCACAAACGGGGCAGACGAGGAGCAGCGGAUCAGUCAGGCUCUUGGCGUGGCCCCGGUUUUCGUGGAGGCGGCCGACGUGCAUCGUUGCCGGCGCCCAUGCCUGCACUGGGCCCGCGGUUUCCCGAUCGAGCCAGUAGCCGACCUCAUCGAUCGAGGCGCGGAGGGAGGCAGGCGGAUUCUCGAGGGCGUCGCCACGUGGCAGCCGCCCCUGGAGGCUUUCUUGGGGGCCAGUGUCAUCAAGUUCGCGGACGCGCAGGAGCCAUUCUAUGCGUUUUGCCAGCCCGUCAAGCGGUUUCGACCCCCUGAGCGCCCUGCAGGUCACGACGCGUGCUCGGAGAAGGCCCGGCGAAGGUGGGGGGCGGACGCCUUCCGGCUGCCGCCCUACGCGUGCGAAGACGUGAACCUCGUCAAGGCCCCUGGCGGGCCUCGGCGGCUCCGCGCGGACGAGCAAUCCUUGAUCUUGGGAUUCCCUCCUCAGCAUUUGAAGCCGUGCGAGAAGUCCAUUAAGAAGGACCAGGUGGAGGAUUGCAAGGGCGGCCUCAUCGGCGGCGCUCUACCCGCAGUCAUUGUUGCACGGCUCCUGACUCCCUUCGUCCUGGGGCAGGCGGCCGGCCUGGCAGAGCCGACCACCUUUGGAACUCUAUGGCGUGCAUGGGCUGAUAUCCAGGAGGCGCACCGCGAGCAGACCGGACUCGGUUGGACGCACCUCCGUGCCCUCCGCCUGACGCCCGCACCGAUACUCGUCUUGAGCCGACCGCGGAGCUCGUGCAAGAGUACUUGCUUGCGGGCGGCGGAUCAUAAGGGCACAGACGUGCGUCUGGACGCGGGCAUGCCGUGCCGUUUGUCGGCCUGGCCUCGUGACCCCAUCGAUUCGGGGUUGUGGACUUGGCGCGUCGCCCUCUCGUGCGAGUUCAAAAACUCGCAGCACAUCAACACCUUAGAGGCCACGGCGGUCUUUGACUGGGCGCGGCACGGGCAACGAGUGGCAGAGAGACAGCCUCGAGGACGUUUGCGGGACCAACUUGUUUCACCUCGGACCCUUGACCGUUAUAAGCUCGCCGUGCGGGCCUUCUUCAACUUUCUCAGAGAGUCCAAACGUGGGCUGCCUACCUCGCUGGUCGCGCUGGACCAGUUCCUUGAGUUCUACAUUGAGGCGCUUUGGGAGCUCGGCGAUUCCAAGGCCAUGGCCGGUGACUUGCUCAGCGGGCUGGGGCACUUCCUCCCAGCAGUUCGGCGGCACAUGUCUGGAGCAUGGCGCCUGCAUAAAGCGUGGGGGCGCGCUGAACUGCCUGCGCGUGCACCUCCUCUCACCCCGCUAUUCACGUAUGCCCUCGCGCAGUUGGCGUUUAACAAGGGGUGGAAGGACACCGGGCUGUUCCUCGUGCUCGGCUUCGACACGUUCGCACGGCCUGGCGAGCUUUUCAAUGCGCGCGUGCGCGAUUUCAUUUUGAAUAUUGUGUCCGGGCAAGGCGUUUGGAGCCUGCCGCGAAGCAAAUCUGGAGAGCGGCAGGGGGCCAUGGAGACCAUUGCUCUGGAUGAUCCUUGGGUUGUUCGUUUGAUAGCCUUGUACAUCCACGGCAUGGCGCCAGACCAUUUCUUGUCGACCGUCAGUGGGGAAGUCCACCGGCGCCGGCUAGCAACUCUGUGCCAGGAGCUGUACCUCAAUCAUGGUUUCCGGUGGUACUCCCUGCGCCGCGGUGGCGCGACGUUCCAGAAGUCCAGGAACUUUGGGGAGCUUAUGAUUAAAGCUUCCUCCACCAGCUGGCUGUCGCCCUCCGGCCACGGCAUCCCGAAUUCUGACGUCCUGCGGUACGUCGGCUUCGCCAGAAUGGGAGAGGUGGAGGGCUUCCUGGGGGUGCUGCAGGUCGCUGUCGCUCCGUGCGGCGGCGGCCGUCUGCACCCGCGGGGGCUGGUGAGCAGCCUCGGGGGACGGAGUGCGCCUUUUAAGGGCCUCGUCUGGCCGCUGGCUGUGCUCGCGUAG